This is a messenger RNA of Owenia fusiformis, 4429 nucleotides long. Lineage: Eukaryota; Metazoa; Annelida; Polychaeta; Sabellida; Oweniidae. The record is from the annotation of a GenBank genome assembly.
CUUUUGAUAGAGAAAAUCUGUAGGAUAGGGUCCUGGGUCAUCUUUGACAAGACAGUUGAAUCUUUAGACUUGUUGUAAACAUCUCAUAUAAAUGAUAUAACGAUGAACACAUACAACAACUUUUGGUUUUGUUAUUACAAAGACCAGUGUUGGAAAUGCUGAUAAAAAGUUGAGAAAUUUUUAUUUUCCGAAAGCAACAUGGCGUCAGAAAAAAAUCUCGAAAAAAAUACUUUUUUCUCUCUAAAAUGUCACAAAACUACUUUUAUUCUUACCUCAUCAAGUAAAGUACAACUCCAUUCAUACUCUAGUACUAUUAUUUGACUUAUAUCAAAGUCUAAUCAACCAAUAUCCAAGCCCCACGCCGCCACCUGAAAUGGGACACCUGGAAAGGGGCACCUAGGUGUGGGACACCUAGGUGGUAUUUAGUAACACCCAAAUAAAAGAACCUUUUCAAUCCUCAGUCUAAAUUUGGCUUUUUAAAAGUUCAAACAUCGAUUUUGAAUGGACCGUUCAUGCAUACUAGUAUAUCGAAAAUGUAUUCACCAGAGAAGGUGUUAGAACAGGAAAUCACGUAUAUAGCCAGAAAAAUGUUAUUUUUACCAUUUUAUCCACUAUAAAUCGCAACGUCCGUUUAGUAAAGAUUUUGAUGUAUAGACAUUUAUUGAUGGAUUGGAGGCUAGGAUAAAAAUGUUGUUGUUGUGUUGCAUAAGCCAAUGUUUCCUCCCGGUGUUUCCUCGACAGUUCACCUCUUGUACUGUAAAUUUUCUUUGUGCUCUCUCAUUGAUGUGCUUAAAUUUUCACUUGUGAGGAAAAUAUUAUGCAAAAAUAUCUCGUCACGUGAAAAAUUCUAAAAUCAGCAUUGAAAUCUAAUGGGCAAUAGAUUAAGAUUUGGAAGUGAAUUCUGUGAUGUCCCUGGGCUGAUGUCGUUGCAUUCACGAUAAACUGCGUCAAGAUGUGCUGAUCUAGAAGAAACAAGAUCCUUUUUCAUGCCCAGGUCUUCAUCAUACUUUUUGCCAUCUUAAAAUGGGAUUCCCUGUAUUCUGGUAUUCUCGUGACUAUAGCAAAGCCAAUACAAGUGAUUAAUUUCAUUAAACAUUGAUGAUUGAGCGAUGGAGCAAGCCCAAGAAUUCUAAAAAAAAUUGUGUACAUAAUUUUCGGACCUCAGAGAACAAACUUCCGGCUUGUUAUUCAAAAUAAAAAAUCCUCCGACCGGGAAUCGAACCCACGCCGCAGAAGUGGUUAGCGAGCACUCUAACCACUAUACCAGAGUGUUUUUCCGUGAUUGUGAUAUAUUUUUUCAACUCAAUAGUGAUAUACAUGUGUGAACUUUUUAAGUGGCAUUCUGGGUUGAAAAACUUUCGAGAGUGUUGUUUUAUUGUUUAGAUGACGAAAACUUCAAUAAAAACAAUAUGAACACGGAUUAUAAACACAAAGGCUCUCUAGCCAAAACACUAUGUUCACAGCUAAAUAGCCUUAAAUUUUAAGGCUCUUUAGCAUUUUGGCUAAAGAGCCUUAAAUUUUAAGGUACUCCAGACACUUCGUUUCUUUUUUCUCUCGUUUUUCCUUGGGUUUCAGUUCUUGAAUUGCGUCUGUGUACUCCUCGUCUUCAAUCUGAUUUCUUUUUCGUUUUAUGUAAUUAUCCAAGCUUGUUUGUUUUGUUUCUUCCAUUUGUUGCACGCAGUUUCUGGGAUAGAUUGUUUGUUUGGAUUUUUCCAGUAACCGGAUGUUUACAAACAAUCGACUACUUCCGGUUUGAUUGUCAUUUUCUCCCGGGUCACUUUACCGUCUUAUUUCGUUCGUUUGCUGUUUAGAUUUCGUCUGAAUUUUGUUUAAAAGUCUUCUAUAGCUGUCUAUGCGUUGUUUUAUCCAGUUUAUAUAGUCGAUAGCAUCUUUUGUCCUACUUUAUUUGGUCAUAACUGACCUCCUAGUAUUUUUCUGUUCUCAUCGUUUCGUCGCUAAGCAACCAGCCGUUGCAUUUGUUUGUAUCACUAUAUUUAGUUAAGUAUACUAUUGUAUGUAAAGGCUUAUUCACAUGAGUUAUUGCAGAUGAUUUUUAGCACAAUUGUAAAACUUAAUGCAAAUCAUCAUGAAGAAAAAAUGGAAAAUAUUGGCGUUGAUUCUAUGCAUACUAGGUCUUUGUGUUUUAACCAAUCUUGAAGGUGACAGUUGGAUGUUUCUCACAAAAAAUCUCAUCGAUGAAAAUGAUGACAAAUUAGAAUUAGUGGCAGUAAGGACAUAUGGCAAUAUUGUUAAGUCCAGAACAGAUGGAUUGAACUGUAUGGGAAUACUGCAGGGUAAUAAAACAGCUAUUGAUAUAGCUGAUAAAAUUGUGAAAACUGCAAAUGCUGAUCUUGGAAAUAUUGAGGAAACUGACUUUAACAGUAUGGUUCUUAAUAUGACAAAAGAUUGUAAAGCCUACAAAGAUGUUUUAUAUUCUAACUCUUAUUCACACAAGGAUGAAAUCAAGUUUCCAAUCGCUUAUGCACUUAAAAUACACAGAUCAGUCUUACAGUUUGAAAAGCUAUUUCGACAGGUUUAUGCUCGUCAAAAUAUCUACUGCAUUUACAUUGACAUGAAUUCACCGGAAAGCUUCCAUAAUGCAGUUAAAAGUGUUGUGAGAUGUUUCGAUAACGUUUUUAUUGCAUCAAAUCUGGAACAUGUGGUUUAUGCAAGUAUCACUCAUGUAAGGUCUGAUCUACAAUGUAUGAAACAAUUAGUUAAUUCAACAGUAGAUUGGAAAUAUUAUCUCAAUGUUGUCGGGCAAGAGUAUCCUCUAAAGACAAAUCGUGAAAUUGUACACAUUCUAAGACGUCUUAAUGGAAAGAGCAGUAUAGAAUCAUACCCACACACUCACGUAUGGCGGUUUGCCUCAAAAUUUAAAUUAAAUGAUAAAGGAAAUGCUUUGAUACCAACCUCUGAGAAAAAAGACCCAUUUUACUUGAAAUGGGAAAUGUACAAAGGUAGUGCAUACGGGGUUUUCGCUCGAUCAUUCGUGAAUUAUAUUCUCAAUGACAAAGAAGCAGGGGAAUUCAUUGAUUGGUUAAAUGAUACAUCUGCCCCAGAAGAGACUGUUUGGUCAACUUUAAUUCGUCACCACAGUGGUCCAGGCCGUUUGAACGUAACUGUUAGACACAAUCAAAAUCACCAGCUGUCAAGGGCAGUUAUUUGGGCGGCGGAUCCUCAAAAAUGUCAUGGCAAAUUUGUUAGAACAGUAUGUGUGUAUGGAAUCCAGGAUUUCUCAUGGUUAGCAAGUCAACCAAAUAUUUUCGCAAAUAAAAUAGAUGUUUUCCAAGACAGUGCUAUAAUGAAGUGUUUGGAUGAAUGGCUCAAGCUCAAGAAUGACCAUUCUGAUCCUGUCAUCACAUUAAACUGGCAUUACUUGAAUAAUCUACCACAAGUAUCAGGAAAACAGUAAAUAACACUCUCAGCCAUGAGAGUGCUAUAAGGGCUGCAUCUACUGUACAAUCAGUGUUACAUAAAAACUCACUCACCUGUAUCUAGUUUGAUUUCAUCUGGUCAUAUGUCCAGGCCUGUCAACUUGGGAACACCUAACAUGAGUGACUUGGAAAUGUUGAACACCUCCCCUCAAAAUGUGGACACCUUGGUCCAAAUCUGGACACCUUGAUCCAAAUUUUGAACACCUUGGUUUAAAUUUUAUUACAUCUUGCCAAAUUUUGAACACCUCAAAUUUUUCGCGCUCGCUACGCUCGCGUUUCUAACAUCCGUCAACGGGGGGGGGGGGGGGGGGGGGGGGGGGGGGGGGGGGGGGUAGGUACGAAAAAUUUCGAACAGAAUGCGUGACAUAUACGUAAUUCGCGUGAAAAGUCCGAACGAAAUGCGUACAUUUUUUUUCCGCCGUUCGUAUUUUUGCUGUGCAGACGAUCUUUUUUAUAAAUUCUACAGAAAUAUUUUUGCUUGACAAUUACCAGGUAAAAUGCGUAUUUGCGUGACAUUUUCUGUCACGCAAAAAUAACUGGCGUGACUUCAAAUUCUUCAGCAAAUGCGUGACAAAUACGCAAAUUGCGGGACAGUUGACAGGCCUGUAUGUCUUAACAUGGUAACUGGUCUGCAAAUCAGUUGUGAUCUUUAGGUUUGGAAUCUUUGUGACACACAAUAGGUUAAAUACUCAGACUAGCUGUCAUUGCACAGUCAUAUAUGACACAACCAAUCCCUAAUAUAAUUCAUAGAACAUGUUGGAAUUGUAUUACAGAGUACUGUACAUUUAAACUGAUUUGAAAUAAACUUAAACUUGAAAUACAGUGGUACAUUGAAAAACUAUUUUGUAAAGUUGUGUGUUUUGUUGCCAUAAUUUUAUCUCAUCUUCCAUUGACAGGCUGUGAAUAAACAUGGGCUUGUCUCAUGCACAGGCAUGAAUGACCUUGACCUGUAAUGUUAACCUUCAUUGACUGACCUUUAAUAUUCACUUUGC